Messenger RNA from Thrips palmi, 2001 nucleotides. RefSeq lists its product as uncharacterized. The record is from RefSeq and is a predicted model, not a curated record. Gene Ontology annotation, biological process: telomere capping; regulation of telomere maintenance via telomerase. Gene Ontology annotation, cellular component: chromosome, telomeric region; nuclear telomere cap complex. The transcript is spliced from 9 exons. Gene Ontology annotation, molecular function: G-rich strand telomeric DNA binding; telomerase inhibitor activity. NCBI's taxonomy places the organism in Eukaryota, Metazoa, Arthropoda, Insecta, Thysanoptera, Thripidae. The coding region runs from base 106 to 1818 and encodes 570 amino acids.
ACCAAGCGACGCCGCGCGUUAUCAAAAACCAAAACACUGUCUUUGAAACUUGUUGAUUUUGAGAGGGUAAAUAAAGGAUACAUGCAUUAAACGCGUUCUAAUAAAAUGCGUCCUAAAAAGGUUAGGGAAGAGUACCAGUACACAAAGCUCAAUGAUGUUGAACCGGGUUAUGAGUUUAAUGUAUUUGGGAUAUUAGUAGAGGUUAUCAAGGACUCUGUUCCUACUUCAACAGGUUCACUCCAUUCUAUUUACCACAUAUAUGAUGAUAGCCUACCACCUGAUAAGCUCUUUCGUAUGAAUUGUUUUGCCCGUGGAGAUCAGGUACCCAAGUUUUGUGUCGGUGACAUACUGCGCUUUCACCGAGUAAAGAUAGAAACAUGGAUAGGAGGUUUUGAUGGACGUGUUUUUAACGCGUUUGAUGUUGUGGGUUUUACAAAAGAUCAUGACCCUGAGUUUAAUUUUACCUCCUCGGCCAAAAAUAUCACUUUGACUGAUAAAGCAAAGGAACGUAUUUCAGAGCUAAGAGAAAUUUCCCUUCUCAGAAGAUUGUUUGACAGCUCUGAAAUGAUACCAACAAAUGGUACAGAUACUUCUAUGAAUGGUGCCUUUACUUCCACAAAUGAAGAACCAAACAUUUCGACACGUCCAUCAAUAAGUCAAGCAGAUAUUGUAACCAGCUCCAGAAAAGUAUUUCUUAAUCCUGCAGCUGGUUCUUCCAUGAAAAAAGACUUAGUAAAGAAUCCGUUUUAUGAUCACAACCUGAAGGAGAAUGAAACUGAAGCUGGUCCUUCGAGAAAGCGAAGCAGUUCAGAAUUAAGGUCUCUCAAUGAGGAAGCUGAAUCUACUGUAAAUAUUGCUAAAAAACAGGCAAGCUCAACUGAAAAAAGACAGGAAUACCAACCCAGCCCAUUAUCCAAGAAAAGAAAGUAUGUUGAGGAAGUACCUUCUUCAAUCAAGAAUUCAGAAAUUGGUAAACUCGCUCCUGAAGCUAUUGUGGCCCAGGAAGAGACUAGAGGGGUUCUCUCUAGAAACAUUAACAGUUUAGACAGUACUGUACAAAGUGAUGAUUUUUCUAGCUCAAUGCUAGCAGGAAGCAGUUCAUGUCCUGGUAUUAUCUGUGCUGAAGAAAACUGUGGUCAAUCACCACUCUUGAUAGAAUCUGAUUCUAUUGAGUUCCAAAAACCCUCUUGUAACUAUGGGGCAGAGAUACCUGCCGCAGAUGAUGAGGGCAACAUUUUUCUUAGGAAUCCCAAUUUUAUGGACUUUAAAGUUCAGGAAAAUAAAGUUUACAUUGAUGUAAAUUCUAUGACAAAUUUUAAGUGGCCUUGUUAUUCAUCAAAGGUCAGGAUUAUAAGAGUUAAACCAAAGCUUGAAGUGCUUAAGACUAAUGGUCCAAAAAAUUUGCUUUCUGGAGUAUGUGAAACGUGUGGAACCUAUUCUUAUUAUUCUAAACUUUGCUGGAAGAUAAAUAAAGCUACUUCUACUAAAAUUCCAUUAUGUCCUAUUUGUGAUGGGGAUGGUGCCCCACCUCCCAGAAUUCACAUAGCAUUCAGGCUGAAGCUUACCUUAGAGGAUGCUUGGGGUAAGCCACUAAGUGUUUAUGUCAUCCGAGAAAAUGCUGCUAAAUUUCUGGGUUGUUCUCAGGCACAAUACCAGAGCAGUAAUGAAUGUCGCGUAAGAACCAUAGAACUUCUAUCUGAAGCUCUUUCAACUAAAAGUUUUUUUACUAUUUGUCUCACUAGUGUUAGUACAUUUACCAGGAAAAUGAUAUAUGUCUAUAAUACAGAUUUAUCUGAAGCGCUCAAAAAUGUUAACUAGUCUUCUUUCGCAUUAUAAGAAAAAAUUGUUGCCUUGCUAUCGUUGUUUCAUGAUUAGUUGUACUUCCCAUUGAUUACCCUGGAUGGGCGCUUAUAAGUACCUGUUGAAGAAUGUCUUUUUAUUUUUUUUAUCUUAAUAUCUUCCCUGUCUUUAUUUCUAUUAAAAUAAUUUAGAUGUCAAGAC